UAAGGACGUCGCACAGCAAAUAAUGUAGAAAUAAAGAUAUUAUUAUGAGAACAUUAAUGAGCUCCCCCCUCCCUGUAAGCCCGAUCGGACGACUGUUUAUCCGCGAGUGGCGUUCGCUCGUCGACUCGAGAGAUCGAUAGGAGCGAAAGAGCGCGGAGCGCACGAUAAGCGCUGCGCUCGUCGGGUGCCGCCCGCAGUCACGCGGACCCGUUGCUCGCGUCCAGACAGCGCAGCGCGGACGGAUCGAUUCUACGCGGCAUCUCUCUGCAGCCACAGCGCCCGAAUCCUUCCGCACCCGAGGUAAGCCGCCGAGCACUCGCGCAUUGUACUCGAGCGAGUCCUCUCGUUUCGUAGAGAGAGGGCGCGUUGUCUGCCCGUGAACGACUCUCGCGCUUCGGUAGGCGCGACUUUAAUCGCGUUUGCUACGCCGCUCGUGCGGGCGGCGCACGUGCGAUUUCGCCCCGGAUCGAUAUCUUAUCGAGCGCUCCUGCAACUUCAUUUUCGCUAUCUCGAGUCAGGCUUACGUAAUGGCCCGCUUAUCGCGCGUUUGGUCGAAAACAAGCGACAUAACCGAGUAUUUUUUUUUUUUUUUUUUCGUUGCCCUCGACGAGGAACGGGACGCGCGUCGUUCGCUGAUACAAAACAAGUGAAUCGCAGCGAUCGGAGACAAGCCUCAAGGCCAAUUUCGUCGAUCCAGCUUUCGACACUCGACCACGAGGCGAAAGCGCGAAGGAGAGUCGCGCGCAGCGAUCGUUCAGCGAGACUCGGUGAUCGGCAGAGCAGACGGCGGCAGCAUGGCGACGAGAUGGGGCAUCGCCAGCGCGGGCAAGAUCUCGCACGACUUCGCCACGGCCCUGGCGACUCUGCCCGCGUCGGAGCACAGGCUGGUGGCGGUGGCGGCGAGGGAGCUCGAUCGCGCCAAGGACUUCGCUGGGACGCACGGGGCGGCCAGGGCGUACGCCAGCUACCGGGAGCUGGCCGACGACGAGGAGGUCGAGAUCGUGUACGUGGGCGCGCUGAACCCGUUCCACCUGGAGGUGGGCAAGAUGAUGCUGAACGCGGGCAAGCACGUGCUCUGCGAGAAGCCGCUGGCCAUGAACCUCGAGCAGUGCCGCGAGCUGAUCGAGCUGGCGCGCGCGAGGAAGCUGCUGCUGAUGGAGGCCAUCUGGAGCCGCUGCUUCCCCGCCUACGAGAGUCUGCGCGCGGAGCUGGCCAAGCGGAGCAUCGGCGAGGUCAAGCAGGUCAUCGCCAGCUUCGGCUUCAGGCUUGCGGACGUGGAUAGGCUCGGCGCGAAGAGGCUGGGCGGCGGCACGGUCCUCGACUUGGGCGUGUACGUCAUCCAGUUCGUCUGCACGGUGUUCGGCCACGAGCGGCCGACGGAGAUCAAGGCCGUGGGCCACCUGAACGCCGAGGGCGUGGACGCGUCCAUGUCGGCCUCGCUGACCUACGCGAACGGGCGCACCGCCACCGUCGUCACGCACGCCGAGUGCGAGCUGCCCAACGACGCCCACGUGAUCGGCACCCACGGCAGCAUCCGCCUGCCCCAGUUCUGGUGUCCGACCAGGAUCGAGCUGCCCGGCGGCUCGGUGGAGGAGGUGCCGCUGCCGGCGCCCAGGCACAAGCUCAACUUCGUCAACAGCACGGGGCUGCGCUACGAGGCCAUGGAGGCUCGCGAGUGCAUCCGCAGAGGUCUGCUCGAGAGCCCGAAGGUGACGCACGCGCACUCGCUGCUGAUCGCCGAGAUCGAGGACGAGCUGCGCCGCCAGUUGGGAGUGGUCUACGACGUGGAUUGAGGCGACUCGGCGACAGCGCGCCUUCAUUUGUAACA
This is a messenger RNA of Phymastichus coffea, 1828 nucleotides long. Its product is annotated as trans-1,2-dihydrobenzene-1,2-diol dehydrogenase-like. The coding region runs from base 795 to 1793 and encodes 332 amino acids. The transcript has 4 exons. The record is from RefSeq and is a predicted model, not a curated record. NCBI's taxonomy places the organism in Eukaryota, Metazoa, Arthropoda, Insecta, Hymenoptera, Eulophidae. Gene Ontology annotation, molecular function: nucleotide binding.